AUGUCCAAAGCAGAGGACAAGUCGCCGGUAACGCAGGCCGUGGAUGAUGAUGAACCGGAUGAAUGGGAUAAACGGAUCUUCAGCACCGGAUGUGCAGCGGAGCAGCUGAAGAUGAACGAUUGUUACUUUGAAAAGAAGGACUGGCGAGCGUGCAAGAAAGAAAUGGAGGCAUUUCGCGAGUGCUGGAAACGCCACGGCAAUGAACAGCGGACGGAAUCAAAGGACGCUUCAUAA
Messenger RNA from Paracoccidioides lutzii Pb01, 234 nucleotides. RefSeq lists its product as hypothetical. Gene Ontology annotation, biological process: mitochondrial respiratory chain complex IV assembly. The record is from RefSeq and is a predicted model, not a curated record. The coding region runs from base 1 to 234 and encodes 77 amino acids. The transcript is spliced from 4 exons. Gene Ontology annotation, cellular component: mitochondrial intermembrane space.